This is a messenger RNA of Aureobasidium subglaciale EXF-2481, 2007 nucleotides long. RefSeq names its product glycoside hydrolase family 79 protein. The coding region runs from base 1 to 2007 and encodes 668 amino acids. NCBI's taxonomy places the organism in Eukaryota, Fungi, Ascomycota, Dothideomycetes, Dothideales, Saccotheciaceae. The transcript has 6 exons. The record is from RefSeq and is a predicted model, not a curated record.
AUGCUGAUCGAUGGGAAAGUGCAUCUGCUGAGGUUGUACGUGCGGGACCUCUCUCGAAUUGUGAAAAUCGAAUUGUGGUGUGUUUCUGCGGAAAGUGGAGGAGGGGCUGUCUGGAGCGCAUUGUGGUCCCGAGCCCUGACUGCAAGAUUAUCAAGGACUGACUACGGAAAAAUAGGUCUUACCCCACCUUCUCCGCAACAUCCCCACGGCCCAGCCACUCCCCCACAUCAGUGCACUGCAGAUCGUCAAGCCGGCACGCUGUUUACGGUCAAGACCAAGCGAGUUCAAUUGCCAGAUCAUGUUUCGGCUGAUGCUUCCGUUGCCGAUGGGUUGUAUAAACCAUUCUUGAAAGACCUCAUUGUAUACAGCACAUACGAAAUAGAAAUGUUUCUCAACAGGCGCUCUCUCUUUGUUUGGUGCCUCGCGACCUUGCUGGAAGCAGAGGCUGCCACCUUGAAAUCUCGACCAAAUCCGAUCGCACUUUCAGAGUCUGCUCCAAGUAAUGCUGGUAUUCCUUUGGACUCAUUUGUGUCCUUUUCUUUUGAGUUGUCGUCAUGGCCUGACUUUGCUGGAAACCUCUCGCAUCCAAACGAGUUCUCGUACAAUCUCUUGAACAAUCUCGAUAGACUCCAAGGCUCUUUCCCCAUUGCUCGAGUUGGAGGUAAUACUCAAGACAUUGCAAUCUUUGAUGAGAACCAAAAGACUGGUCUUGUGGGUGUAGUUCGACCAAACAUCUCAGCCGAUUACCCAACCAUCAUCACCAUUGGCCCUUCCUUCUUCGAAUCCUACAAGACCAUGCCAAAGGGGACGAAAUACGUCCAUGGCUUCAACCUGGGUGCCAAUUCUUCUGCAGCCAGAGCCGCGACUUAUGCUUCUGCUCCUUAUGCUUGCAGAGCAAUUGGUGAUGACCUUGCGUACUGGGAAUAUGGCAAUGAGCCCGAUCUCUUCCACGCUUCUGGCUACCGUCCUCUAAACUACACGGAAGCUCAGUAUGUCGAGGAGUGGCUGAAUGGCACGACGCAGAUUGAGCGAGCUGUCAAAGAAGCCUGCCCUCAGCUUGCAGGCACCAAAUUUAUGGCUCCUAGUUUCGCUGGUGUUGGACCUGCCAAUGCAUACUUCACCCUUGACCCUCUCAAAGCCUUUGAAGCAGACCUCAACGCAGACAAAGAUAUCGGAUUGAUUUCUGCCCACAACUACAUGGGUGUCUCCACGGACCCUGGUAUCACUCUCCAAGGCACUCUGAUGAAUCACACAAAUGUCAUUGCAAAAGCUGCUGGUCACCUCAAUCUUUCGAGUAACAUUGCAGCUCUUGGAGGUGACUUGGCUCCUGACGCACCAUACAUCCUCGGCGAACACAACUCCCUUGCUAGACAGGGACGUCCUGGUUUAAGUAACAGUUUUGGCGCUGCGCUGUGGGGUGUAGAUUGGAACGUCUAUCUCGCAUCUCAAAACAUUUCUCGCUCUCACAUGCAUCAGGGAACUAAUUAUCGUUACCAAUCCUGGCAACCCAUCCAAACAAACAUCACCACAAUCGGUACAAAACCCCCUUAUUAUGGCAACUUAGCCGUAGCAGCCAUGAUGAAUAAACCCCACCCCGCCGCCUCUCUCAAGAUAACCCAUCUCAAUGCUUCCUCGGCAAAUACCUCAUUCUACACUGCUCACAUCGAUAACUCUCUGUCACGUAUCCUCAUCGUCUCACUUCAAACCUACAACACCACGGCGAACAAUUACACAACACUCUUUGCUCGCCCGGUCGAGAGCUAUGAAUUUUCUCUUCCGAGUGGAUGUAAAGGUGGUGUGGUGCAGAGGUUGUUGGCUAAUGGUAGUGAUGCUCUGAGUGGGAUCACUUGGGAUGGAAAUAGUUAUAAUUAUGAAUUGAAUAUGGGAAAGGCUGUGAGGUUGCAUAAUGUUACUAGGGGAGAGGGGGUGAAAGUCGAUGGGCAGGGGAUUGUCAAGGUGGAGGUUCCAUGGAGUAGUGCUGCUAUUGUGUCAGUGGACUGCUAUUGA